This is a messenger RNA of Mizuhopecten yessoensis (Yesso scallop), 1676 nucleotides long. Its product is annotated as histone H3.3-like. The transcript has 6 exons. Gene Ontology annotation, cellular component: nucleosome. Bases 67 to 483 code for a protein of 138 amino acids. Gene Ontology annotation, molecular function: structural constituent of chromatin; DNA binding; protein heterodimerization activity. The record is from RefSeq and is a predicted model, not a curated record. NCBI's taxonomy places the organism in Eukaryota, Metazoa, Mollusca, Bivalvia, Pectinida, Pectinidae.
UGAUUCAAGCGUCUUGUUGAUAUGAGCGGCUUCAUUUGAACGUUGGGUCAGAUUCAGAAUGAAACCAUGCCACGAUUGUCCAAUCAAAGCUCAAGCCAUGCUAAAAAAACGGGAGCAUCUAAGAGAAAAUCUAAAUCUCAACCAGGUUCAAAAGAUAAAACGGCAUCCCCCGGGAGAAAGGUGCAUAGAUAUCGACCAGGAACUAGAGCCUUGAUGGAAAUUCGUCGAUAUCAAAAGUCAACUGAUUUACUGCUUCGUAAACUUCCAUUUUCUCGAGUGGUUCGCGAGAUAGUACAAAACAAACAUCCUGGUUUACAAUUGCGAUGGGAAGCCACAGCCAUCAUGGCUCUUCAGGAGGCUUCCGAGGCCUACCUGGUGCAUUUGUUUGAGGACGCCAACCUGUGUGCUAUACAUGCCAAACGAGUCACAGUAAUGCCUAAAGAUAUCUGGCUGGCUAGGAAGAUACGUGGAGCUUCUGAUUAACACCUCCGACACAGGAGAGUGAAUAGGAACAUCAAACUGGAUACCGAUUGGUUUAUCAUUACAAAACAUUUGUUCCAUAUACUAUUUUAUCCAUGUUACUUGUAUAACAACAGCAUAGAGUGGACACGGUAUUAGACAUACACACAAUGUUGAUAACACAUGUAAAGCCAAUUUAAAAAACAUAACUUUUUAUUAUCUUUUGUCCUGACCUCUGUUGACCUUCAGUCACGAUAAGUCUGGGGCCUUGUGUUUUUGACCUGUAGUGUGUGAAGCCUAACCUGAAUGACCUGUACAUGUGGUUUCAGUCGGGAUAAAACUAUUUGAAUUCAUUAAUGGCUUGUACAUUCUUUUUUUUAACAUUUUAAAGUGGCAGCUUAUUACAAUUAUAGCAUUAUAGAUAUAUUGUCUUAAAUCAGAAGAAGCAAUCUUGAGUGAUUGUGCUGAUAGUAAGGGUCUAGGUUAUCCAUACAUGCUUAGUGACCAAGAUUUGUAAAUAUUAGAACAGGUCAGUGUUUUAAGGGGAUGAAAUUAAUUGUGAUACAGACACAUGGGAAUGUGAAGGCAGAAAUAACACAUUGGCAUACAAUAAAAUGUAGCUGUGUGAAGGUAUACCAACACUAAUAUGUGAAGGUGUACCAACACUAAUAUGUGAAGGUACACUGGCUAAUAUGUGAAGGUAUACCAACACUAAUAUGUGAAGGUAUACUGGCUAUUAUGUGAAGGUGUACCAACACUAAUAUGUGAAGGUACACUGGCUAUUAUGUGAAGGUGUACCAACACUAAUAUGUGAAGGUACACUGGCUAUAAUGUGAAGGUAUACCAACACUAAUAUGUGAAGGUACACUGGCUAUUAUGUGAAGGUAUACCAACACUAAUAUGUGAAGGUCCACUGCUUAUAUGUGAAGGUUAGGUGUACCAAAACUAAUAUGUGAAGGUAUACUGGCUUAUUUGAGGGAAGGGGUACUAAAACAGAUGUGAGCAGUGAACAGUGAGCAGUGAAUCUGUUUUGAGCAAUGCUUGUUUACAUUGCCAUCCAGGGACAAUUGGGUCUUUGUUUAUAGCAUGAGCAGUGUACAUCUGCAAAUAUGUUGUCAAUAAUUGUGAAAAAAGGCUAUUUUGUACAAUGUUUUUUAAUUUGCAUGAAAUUAUCUACUUUUAAAUAAAAUAUAUUAACCAAGCAAGUUUAAUAUUUU